AUGUAUCAGCCGAAAAUUCUGUCCUUUGUACUGUCACCCAUCUUCAUCAAGACCCUUCUUGCCACCGUCAUCAUUCUGACUUCUAUUCGUACAAUCUUUCCUUACUAUGAAGUGUCUAUCACCACGGCACUCGAACACGCCGCCACCGCCUCACCUAUCCGACCUCCAAAAGAGACCCAGUGUCUCCCGCAACUCUCCCCAGACCUCUCAGAAACCCUUCAACUUCUACAGUCAUCAUGUCGAUCUUCCCUCCACGACCCAAAAUCCCACAUUCGAAUCACCACCGUGACGGCGCAAUUUGGAAAUAUUCGAGAACACUACCAGAACGCCUUACAGUCUCACAUCUUACAUACCACGCUCCAUGGCAACGAGCUCGAAGCCAUGUGUACGCCCGUCGUUGACGACCUCUGGAACAAGCCAGCCUACAUACUAUCUCUACUACUCGACGAGAUGCUCAAACCGCCAGAAGAGCGAACGGAAUGGUUAUUCUGGGUCGACCGUGACACGAUCAUCCUCGACCAAUGCCGCCCGAUAUCGAGCUUCCUUCCACCCCGGCUGCGUAACCGAGUUGCUGCCAGCACGAAAGCCCACGCAGCAGCCCUAAAAGACGAAGAUGUACACCUCGUAGCGGCAGACGACUGGAACGGCCUCAACAAUGGCGUCUUUCUUCUCCGCGUCGGUCAAUGGGCCAUCGAGCUCUUCAGCGCCGUCAUGGCCUUCCGGCACUUCAGGCCCGGCACGGAGCUGCGAUUCACGGAGCAGAGCGCCAUGGAGAUCUUGAUCAAGGAGAAGAGAUUUAAGAAGGGGGUACGGAUGGUCCCUCAGACCUGGUUCAACUCGUAUCCUGGCAGCCUCAAGGCGUCCACGUAUCUCGAGGGGAAUGACGAGAAGGGGCUCUCGGAUUGGCAGACGAGACGCGGCGACUUCUUGAUUCAUUUUGCCGGGUUCGGCGAGGAUGACCGCGCCAAGAGCAUGAAUAGCUGGCUGGACAUGCUGGGGAAGACUCACUUUACACUUGAAGCUGGAAGAGUGCAGAGGAAUGCCACGCCGGACAUCAAAGCGUAUUGGGAAGAUCUAGAACCGGUAGAGAUACAGUGA
Colletotrichum scovillei is the source of this 1098-nucleotide messenger RNA. RefSeq lists its product as uncharacterized. Gene Ontology annotation, biological process: protein N-linked glycosylation. The record is from RefSeq and is a predicted model, not a curated record. The coding region runs from base 1 to 1098 and encodes 365 amino acids. Gene Ontology annotation, cellular component: Golgi membrane. Gene Ontology annotation, molecular function: glycosyltransferase activity. The transcript has a single exon. Lineage: Eukaryota; Fungi; Ascomycota; Sordariomycetes; Glomerellales; Glomerellaceae.